UAUGCCAUUUGAAGCAAGUAGGCAGGUCUAAGAAGGUAUGCUGGGGCAUAAGAAAGAAUCAUCCAUCCAAUACCUUCAAAGAUUUCAAAUGGAACUUGAACUGAAUUUCAAAGUCAUACCUUUCACCAAAUCAGAGGCAUUGGGUUCACUAUAAAUACUCGAAGCCCUUCAUUCAACUUCCAUGCAUUCCCAACUUACAUCCUUCAAUUCACUUAAUUAAUUACCUUUCCUUCAAUCCUUAGCUUCUUUCCUUAAUUAGCUUCCUUCAAUGGCAGUUCUUCAGUGUCUUGCAGUUCUCAUCGGGACUUUCCUUGUGAUUCAAUCUCCUGGAGACGCUGCAACGUGCAGUGAUUGUUUCAUUCAGUCCCAAGCAACGUACUAUCCGAAUUCUGAUGACAAUGGCACAGAUAGUGGGCACUGUGGAUUUGGUACAUUUGGAGCAACAAUGAAUGGUGGAGAUGUAUCAGCAGCAUCAAAUCUUUACCGUGAUGGCCUAGGAUGUGGUGCAUGCUACCAGGUGAGAUGCACCAACAGCUUGUACUGCUCUGAUAAAGGCGUGACAGCAGUAAUUACUGACAGUGGAGCAAGUGGUGGCAGUGACUUCAUUUUAAGCAGCGGCGCCUUUGGUCGUAUGGCUCAGACAAAAGACGCUGCUCGAUCUCUGUUAUCACAAGGAGUUGUUGACAUUGAAUAUAGAAGGGUACCCUGCAGCUAUCCAGGCAAAAAUAUAACAUUCAGGAUACAUGAUAAAAGCGGGAACCCUCAUUACCUAGCUUUUGUAAUAAUGUUCGAGCAAGGACAAAAGGAUAUUACUGCAGUGCUACUGUGUGAGACACAAAAUUUGCAGUGCAAGCUGAUGGAUCGGACGUAUGGAUCAGUGUGGACUACCAACUCGCCCCCAAGUGGAGCCUUGGAAGUAAGGAUGCUAUUUAGUGGUGAGGAGGAUGGAGAUGAGACGUGGGUAGUUUCUCCAAACAACAUUCCAGAGAACUGGAAGCCUGGUGACACAUAUGAUUCGGGAGUGCAAGUUAACGCCGCCGCAUAAUAACAUAAUCUGCAUACUUUAAUUUUGUUCUUUAAUUGCAUUUCAUUUAUAUUAAUUAUAUUGUCAUCAUUCAAUAAAGCUCAUUGGCUAUGUGUAGUGUAGGUUCUAAAUUUCCAUCAUUAUCAGUUCCUUUUUUUUUUCCCAACAUGUUGUAGGGUAGGCUAUACUAGCUAAGAAGUCCGUUAUUAUAUUUGUUGGCAAAUUAAAGAUUUAUUAUUAUUAUUGGAGUUAAUAAAUUCUAGUCCUUUCAUAUUCA
Messenger RNA from Ipomoea triloba (trilobed morning glory), 1301 nucleotides. RefSeq names its product expansin-like B1. Lineage: Eukaryota; Viridiplantae; Streptophyta; Magnoliopsida; Solanales; Convolvulaceae. The transcript is spliced from 5 exons. Bases 269 to 1045 code for a protein of 258 amino acids. The record is from RefSeq and is a predicted model, not a curated record. Gene Ontology annotation, cellular component: extracellular region.